CAUCGACCUCCAUACGCUCAGAAGCCCGGAUCAGACAACCAAUCGCUCGCAAAUCACCAUGCUCGGUGACGAACUCAAGAAGACCUCAUGAUGACAACCGCCCACCCUGCGCUGGCUCGUAUUUACGGCGGAUGCGCGGUAUAAAGUGUGCCGACUGCCGCGAUCAUCCACGUCCUCAACGCUCAUUUCUUGGAGUCGACGAUGCCUCGUGCUGCCGUCGCCGGCCUCCUGGCCGUGUCGGCCGUCGGACUAGCUGCAGCGCAGCUCACAGGCGACUGUACGACGGCCAUCCUCAAUGUCGCCAAUAACCCGGAUGCUAGCGCAUGUCUCAGUGUCUCCUCGCUGGUGCCCAUGCUCUCGGGGGACGCGUCCAUCGUGACACCGAUCAGCGAUUGGGUGGAGAGGAUAUGCCCUGCGCCGGCGUGCAGCAACGAGAUCAUUGGGUCGAUCACUGCGAACAUCACCCAUGGCUGCUCGACUGAGCUCAACACCUUCGGAAUCUCGUCGGACGCCGCCUCCGCCAUCGCCCAGGUUAUACAGGGGGUGUACCCGACUCUACGAGAGUUGCUAUGCUUGUCAGACGGGGACACCAACUGCGUGUCGCAAACCCUCAACAAUUUCCAGGACAUGUUUGGCCCCCUCACGCCGAACAACAUCUACAAGAUCCUGACAAGCGACGACCUGACUGUGCCCUCAAAUAUCACCUGCACGGACUGUGUGAAGGCAUUCUACAGCACCCUCUCGCCGAACAUCGAACUUGUCAAUGAGGAGACUGCUCAGGGGAAGUGCGGGAAUGACUUCAUUGAUGAUUCCAUGCCCAGCGGUAUCAAGCAGACCGCGUCCACCGAGACCGCCUCUUCUACUAGAGACUCCAACGCUGCCCUCACUACAAUGACCUCAGGGGCAUUGCUUGGCCCCCUUGUUGCCUGCCCCUUUACUUUGGCUUCUGCAUACGCUCUGCUGGGUUAGUUGUAAUCAGCGUGCUGUUUUGUGUAUAUCCCUGUCGCUCUCUCGUACUUUUCGCUCGUUACGCUACAGUAAGCACACGCCCACGCGCAUAAUGAAAUCGAACCUUAUCAGUAGAGUGUGUCCGUAGAGUCUUUGGAACCCCACGAGGUUUAUUUGCACGA
Molecule: messenger RNA, 1130 nt
Organism: Schizophyllum commune H4-8
Lineage: Eukaryota; Fungi; Basidiomycota; Agaricomycetes; Agaricales; Schizophyllaceae
Exons: 4
Coding region: 202-969 (255 amino acids)
Source: RefSeq, a predicted model, not a curated record